UUCAUCAUCAUCAGUCUAUUUACAGCUUUUCAUUUCGGCAAGAACAGCAAACACAAACUGUCUCAAAAUGAAGGUAUUCAUCGCUAUCAUUGCCCUGACCCUUGCAAUGGCUUCCCAAGCAUCGUACAUUCAGGACACAGCUGCCUAUUCAUCGUGGCCAGUUAGUACCUCUGUGUGGCCACCGAAUGGAGUCUAUGGAAAAGGACUUCACAACGACUGGUCAUACGCUAACGCCAACAACUGGAACGCUUACCCUUCCGUCAACUCGUGGUCUUCUGCUUGGACUCCCUACGGAUACAAUAAUGGCCUUUAUGGUCGCAAGACCGUUGUUCAAGCUAAUGUGGCCAAUUCGGCGUAUCCAUGGGGACUGCCCUGGGGAACUUAUGGCAAUGCUGGAGUCUACGGAUGGGGACACAAUGGUGGCUACCUGUCUUCGGUUCCAGUGUCCAAGCAGAUCGCUGCCACUGAUGGAUUGAUUUACGCUACACCCUCAGUUCCAUAUGUUGGAGAGAAAUUGAUUGUUGCUUAAAUAUGAGGGUCUGAAUAAACCCUUCUUGAAAUUACAAUGUAUAUCUGUUUACCACA
Molecule: messenger RNA, 585 nt
Organism: Aedes aegypti (yellow fever mosquito)
Lineage: Eukaryota; Metazoa; Arthropoda; Insecta; Diptera; Culicidae
Exons: 2
Coding region: 68-529 (153 amino acids)
Source: RefSeq, a predicted model, not a curated record